AUGGAUGGAACGGAGCCUCCUUCAACUUCCAAGGUGAUCGUACAAUGUGUUGAUCCCCACAAUCUGUAUGAUUUCGUCGAGCCUCAUCUGUCGGCCAGGAGUCCUCUUCGGAAUUUACACUGGAAAUCCCCCAACCGGCCGCUGCGAUCCAUACCAUACUUGAAUGUAUCCAUUACUCGAGAGGACACCUCUGCUGGGUCGCAGUCCCACAUUCGCAGGCACCAAAUCCCCGGACUGCGCCAGACGCCGUAUGUCAAACUGUACUUAUUACGAUGCGAUGACAAGGAAACAUACAAGGAGAGGGCCAGAAAGGAGGUCCGCCAGUGGGUCAAGGCACAAGCAUCCACGAUUGAUGGGAAGCCGUCUGGCAAGGCCCAAGAAGACCACGAUGCCUUUGAAUGGCUAAUUGUUCAUGUUGUGCUUCCCAAUACCCCAGCGGCUACUCAGCCUAAAUCGGCCAAGCAUAUCUCCCUUGAAACGACAGACAGUACCGACAGCAUCAACAGUAAGUCAAAAUGGUCUGGCAAGAGUUCGUCGACAAUCCUCGACAAGUUGAGGGCCGAUUUCAACAGCAUCUCCAAGUCAUCCAUCAACCGCGUUGCCCAAGUCAGGCUUGUGGAACCCAACGUCAAGUCCACGGCGCUGGCACCUGCAGAUCUCGAAGAACAAUGGCAAGAGUUGGUCGAGAGCCUCAAAGCGUGCAUUUUACGCUCAUUUGACGCCCGUGUGGCUCAAUACGAAGGCGACAUUCGCGAAAGGGACAGCCAGAGGAACUUGCCAGGCUGGAACUUCUGCACGUUUUUUGUGCUCAAAGAGGGCCUGGCAAAAGGAUUUGAAAGCGUAGGAUUGCUAGAUGAUGCCCUGGCCAUCUACGACGAGCUUUCUCUUGGACUCGAUGGACUAGUGAAAGAGCAGGUUCAAAGAAUCGACCACGAUGAUAGCGGUGCACUUCUGAGGUUUUCUAAGGAAACAAAGGAUCUUCUACGAGCGGCGCUUGACCCUCAGUCUUCUUCAGCUUCGACACCCGGUGCUGAGGUGAUAUUCAGCCUCGAACACAUCCUUAAUGAUGAUCGCAACGAGUUUCCUUUUGAUGCAGACCGGAAAAACUACCUCGGGCUUAUUUUGUCCAACGAAGUGUCUGCCCUUGAUCUCCGGAUAUACCUCUUUACACGACAGAUGGAGAUGCUUCUCAGGCAAGGACAGGCGAAUAUCUCCAAGUCUGCGCACUCAGCCAAGCCCGCGGCCGAUCUGAAUGUCAUUGCCAAUCUCACAGAACGUGCGAUUCAGUCCAUCAAUCUAAUCGCCCGUAACCUUCGCUUAGAACUUUACAAUGCUUGGGGAGGACAAGAGGGUCUAAGUCCCGAUGAGUUACAUUCCCAAAGUACGGUGACUGGGAAUAUUGUAUCGACAUGGGAAUGGCGUGCAUGUAUGCAAGUACUCUCUCGAGUCUUACCGACCCUAGGGAUAGACAGAGGGCACGGCACUGUGGCUUUAUCCCUUGAUGCGGUCGAACUUUCUCUUGACAUUGACAAGAGGUCACCCAGCCAGUCUGAGGCAGAUCGUAGCCCCCAGAGGAUGUCGUCGGCUAUUGUUUUACACCCUCCUCCACACGAAAACUCACAGGAGCACAGUAAAAGAGUGUCGUUGAUGUCGAACAGCACAAUUCCUCGACAUCAUCUCAUGUCGCGUCCUGGAUCCGAGCAACUGGCAUUGUGGAUUUCGAGACUUGUGAUGCUGGCAAGACAUGCCAUGGAAUCCCUGGAAAUUACACGGCCAUGGGUCGUUGAAAUGAAACAAAUUGCCAUGAAUGCAGGUAUCAUUGGCAAUUCUCAAGCAAAUGGUCGUGUGGACGAGGAGUUCAGCUCAGCCGACGAUCCUCAGCCGCGAAAAGUACACCAGGAAUCAACAGCUGGUCUGGGAUCGAAGACCUUACAGGCAGCCACUGCGUCUCAAUCCACGUUUUCACACCUGUAUGCGCUCUUGUCAGUCCUUGCAUAUCGAACAGCGGUUGAUGCAAAGAAUCACGCGACCGCCAAACAGAUCUUGACCAAUCUUGCGGAAAUGGAGUACAGGCAAGGUAACCAGACAAUCGUUGCUCGGUACCUCCACAGUCUUCUCGGCCCGUUACCACGGCCGUCUUGUCGCCCGAUAGAUGGCUAUCUGCUUCGCAUCUAUGCAGAUUGUCUAGGUAAACUUGAAAGGACAAACGAAUACGCUCGAUGCCUCAUCUCAUACUUGUAUUGGGCGUCUCGAUGCCCUGCGGGUACUCUUUCAACGACCUGUCUCGCCACGAAUCAAUCAUACGUUGACCGGCUUUUCGAGGUAGCACCAACCCUUGCAGCGACAACUCUGCCGCUAACGACUUUGUUCCACGUCUCGAGCGUCUCCAGAACAAUAUCCAAGCUGGAGGGUAGAGAUGGGUUUGCCAUGUCGAUAGUCAUUCACUCCCUGGCCGGUACAUCAACUCCGCCGUUGGAAAAUAUCAAGAUGCGGCUAGUCUCGAAAGAUGGCUCUGAGCCCCGAUUCCUUACCUUGAAGCUGCGCGGCGAGUCCAGCAUCGAAGCUGGCGGGACCAAUAUCUUGCUGGAAACUUCGGUGACUACGCAUGGCUGGUAUACACCGGAUGAAGUCGAAUUGCAUCUGGGCAACUUAAGGUUUUUGCAUCAUUUUCUAAAGUCCCAUGAGGAGGAGUUCGCAGACCCCGAUGAGUCGGCCCUUCCUCGAUCAAACAUUGCUCCAGUGCUUGUCUAUCCUUUCUUCCAGUCCCUUGAAGUCAGGAUAACUCCUUCUCCACACAUCCAUCUAGCGCAGAUACGCCGCCUCCUCGUUAAGAUCCGCCCCGGAGCAAACGAGGUGAAACAGUGUAAAUUACGAUUGAAAACUGCUACUGCAGGAUUGAGACUCAAUAUUCACGAUGCCCGAUGGCUGGAUGGAACACGUCGUUCGGUUGCUCUACGGACAGCGCGGGAGGGUGAUGCUCUCAUACUAGUUGUCGAUGAACUGAAAUCCGGAUCACUAACCGAAGUGGAAAUUCCAUAUACGACCGAAGUUCCUUCCGAACCAUCGGUGAUCCUACGUGUUGAUGCCAAUUACGAGACCAGCCAGGGAGUAUUCACUCUGUAUGAUACGGCCUUCAUCAAUGUGAUCUUACCAGUUACUAUCAACGUACAGGACAUUUAUAGAAGUGGAUACAUGUACUCACGGUUCACCGCCAUCCCAGCGACACUAGUUCCUUUGCAUCUUGUGAACUGCUAUUUGGAGGACAACGAAGCAUAUAUGGCAGAUGCGGGACACGGGUUUCCAGAGCCGCUGGUGGUUUUCCCCAAGCAGCCGGCAAGCUGGACGGCUCGCCUCGUCCCCAAACAUGAAGAGGUGCUUAAGUCAACGCAACGGAUGACCCUGUCAGUUGAUUUUCAAUCGUUGGACGAGGUUAUGUUGGCUGCGCUCGAAGAGAGCUUUACGUCAGCAAUCUUGAAGACGCGCUAUGCAUACACUGCAAGAUUACUCGUCACGCAUUUGCGGAACCGAAUACGCGCAGUUUGGACCGAACAGGACCUGGAAGUGGCAGGGCUUUCACAAGAAGUCGAAAUCUGGAACUUCCAGGACAUGAACUGGUUUGCCGUGCUCUGUGCAUUUGACCGGCAAUUGAGCGCGGAAAUCGAGGGAUGGCUUCAGAUGUGGCACGCCGACACCAAGCCCCUUAGGCUCACCAAGGCGGCACGUCAGCGACAGCUCAAGCUUUAUGUGGAUAUAUCUCCUCCCCCGGUCGUCGUCAUGGCUGCCAUCGAGUCGAGUCGACUGCACACGGCCACACUCGGACAGCCAUUGGCGGCAGAACUGGUGAUCAGCCUGGGCAAUCAGAGAGAAAAAGAAGUUGAAGCAGCCUUUGAGGUAGCGGCACCCACGGACUCAUGGCUGAUUGGGGGAAGACGUAAAGGCAAUGUGCAGUUGACCAGGCAGCCCGCUCGCAUUCCCAUUGUGCUUUUCCCUCAACACCUAGGACACGCUCUGCUGCCCAUCAUCACCGUCAAAUGCCGGAAAUGGGUUAAGGCUGAUGGUAGUGGAGGUGAGGGGUGGGCCGAAGUCCCGUGCGAGGUACACAACACGACACACGGGCGCAGUAUCUUGGUGACGCCAGGUCUUCGGAGCACAACGGUAGAGGUGUUCGGGGCAGGGCCGGAUGAGGGGACAGGACGGCUAAUAUCAAGCCAGAGUCGUUGA
Capronia epimyces CBS 606.96 is the source of this 4221-nucleotide messenger RNA. RefSeq lists its product as uncharacterized. Gene Ontology annotation, cellular component: TRAPPII protein complex. The transcript has a single exon. The record is from RefSeq and is a predicted model, not a curated record. NCBI's taxonomy places the organism in Eukaryota, Fungi, Ascomycota, Eurotiomycetes, Chaetothyriales, Herpotrichiellaceae. Bases 1 to 4221 code for a protein of 1406 amino acids. Gene Ontology annotation, biological process: early endosome to Golgi transport; intra-Golgi vesicle-mediated transport.